AUGAAUAGGAUACAUAAGAUUACUGAUCAGUGUGGUGAUAAAGUUGCUGCCGAGGGAUCCUCUUCUAGUCAAGGACCCAAUGAGAUUUUUUACCAUGAGAUUGCUCAACUCACAAAGCUUAGGUCACGGCCUCAUGAGCUUUUGAGCAAGGACAUGCCUGGCAGGUCGAGGCUGCCCGUCUCAACUAUGAAAAUGUUGUUGUCAUGUUUUAAGUCGAUAUUUGCCUGUAAAUGGUCUUGCACGGUAGAGCAGUUGGAUAGUAGGACUUAUGUUUCUCAGUUUUCAGAUGACGGUACUCUUUUCAUUGCGGGAUGUCAGGGAAGCCACAUUAGGAUAUAUAAUGUGGAUAAGGGAUGGAAAGUUAAGAAGGACAUUUUAGCCAAAAGUUUAAGAUGGACGAUCACUGAUGCAUGUCUUUCUCCCAAUCAGCACUAUCUUGUGUAUGCUAGUUUGUCACCUGUUGUCCAUAUUGUGAAUAUUGAAUCUGCUGCAACAGAGUCACUGGCAAAUGUAACGGAAAUUCAUGAUGUUUUGAAUUUUUCUGGCAAUGAUGAUGAUUAUGAUGACUUUGGGAUUUUCUCUGUAAAGUUUUCAACUGAUGGGCGAGAGCUUGUAGCUGCAAGUAGUGAUAAUUCAAUAUAUAUUUAUGAUCUUGAAGCAAAUAGUUGCAGCCUCCGAGUUCUGGCACAUAAGUCUGAUGUUAACACGGUUUGUUUUGCGGAUGAAGCUGGCCAUCUCUUAUAUUCUGGAAGUGAUGAUAACCUCUGUAAGGUGUGGGAUAGGCGAUGCUUUAUCUCAAAAGGGAAAGCAGCAAGGGUCUUGAUGGGACAUCUAGAAGGCAUUACAUUCAUAGAUAGUCGUGGAGAUGGGCUUUACUUUAUUUCUAAUGGAAAGGAUCAGACUACCAAACUAUGGGAUAUACGAAAGAUGUCUUCUAACGCCAAAGAUUACACUCCAAAGUGUAGAUAUUCUGACUGGGAUUACAGAUGGAUGGAGUGUCCACCCCAUGCAAAAACAUUAAAGCAUCCUCGUGAUCAGUCAUUAAUUACUUACAGAGGUCAUUCAAUCUUGCGCACGCUCAUUCGCUGUUACUUCUCUCCAGAAUAUAGCACCGGCCAGAAGUACAUCUACACUGGAUCUAGUGAUUGUUCUGUUUAUAUUUAUGAUCUGGUGAGUGGAGCCCUAGUUGCAACACUUGAUCAUCAUGAAGGUCUUGUAAGAGAUUGUAAUUGGCAUCCUUUUUACCCUAUGAUCGUCAGCUCUUCAUGGGACUGUGUCCUUGCCAGAUGGGAAUUUCCCGGCUGUGGAUAAGCACCUGCUCCAUCAAGAUGAAUGUCUACAGAGGUGGGUUCUCUAGGAAUUCGAUUACUCAAAAGUUGAUUGAUUGUUGCAUACAUGAUUUUUGUUCUUUUCUCCAUAGCAUGUGAUCUAUUGCCUU
Molecule: messenger RNA, 1438 nt
Organism: Populus euphratica (Euphrates poplar)
Lineage: Eukaryota; Viridiplantae; Streptophyta; Magnoliopsida; Malpighiales; Salicaceae
Product: LEC14B homolog
Exons: 12
Coding region: 1-1311 (436 amino acids)
Biological process (GO): proteasome-mediated ubiquitin-dependent protein catabolic process
Cellular component (GO): Cul4-RING E3 ubiquitin ligase complex
Molecular function (GO): protein binding
Source: RefSeq, a predicted model, not a curated record